Molecule: messenger RNA, 3963 nt
Organism: Capsicum annuum
Lineage: Eukaryota; Viridiplantae; Streptophyta; Magnoliopsida; Solanales; Solanaceae
Product: receptor protein kinase TMK1
Exons: 2
Coding region: 784-3609 (941 amino acids)
Biological process (GO): protein phosphorylation
Molecular function (GO): ATP binding; protein kinase activity; protein binding
Source: RefSeq, a predicted model, not a curated record
ACACGAAACUGAAUCAAAACCGCCACCUUUGUCCUUUAUUUAUGCCAUGUUCCCAAGAAUCAUCCAGCUUUUAAUUACUGUCAUUUUGCUUCUCUAUACAUACAACACUUUUCCCUUUCUUAGCUUUCCAGUUCUUUUGUGGGACCCCUUUGCCCUCCAUGUGCUUCUUCCUCCUUUUGCUCCCUCUGUGCAAAAACCCUACCAUAUUGCACAUUGUUUCUUGAAAUAAAGUUUCAAACUUUGCUAUAAACAACACUUUGUUUUCUUGUUUUUUCACUUUAAAAGUUUCAAUAUGAACACCCUUCUUUGUUUAGAGCUCUAAAAUCUUGAAACUUUGCUAUAAACAACACUUUGGUUUCUUGUUUUGUUCCAUUUUCCAAAGAAAUGAACACCCUUCUUGGGUUAAAGCUCUAAAAUCUUGAAAAAAGGUUUUGUUUUAAGUUUUCUUUUUAUGGUUUUUUGCGUAUUUUGCUAUAUAGAGCACUUGGUUUCUCAUUUUCUAGUCAUAAAGUUUCAGUCUUUACUUAAGAAAUUAACACUCUUCUUGGUUUAGAGUUCAAGUUUUGGAAAAAAGUUUGAAACUUUGCUGGAAAGACCUCUUUGGUUUCUUGGUUUGUCUUCCACAUUUUCUUGUUGAAAAGUUCCAAUCUUUACUAAAGAAAUGAACGCCAUUCUUAUGUUAAAGCUCAAAUAUUGAAAAAAGUUUGAAACUUUAUAAAGAACACUUUGGUUUCUUGUUUUUUCACAUAUUCUUCCCAAAAAGUUUCAAUCUUUACUACCGAAAUGAAGACCCUUUUGGGGUUAAAGCUUGUAACUUUUCUUGUUCUUGGGAUUUGUGCAUUCUUGAUUUUGGGUGUAGAGUGUCAAGAUGAUGAUGCUUCAGUAAUGUUAGUUUUGAAAAAGAGCUUAAACCCACCUCAAGAAACAGGUUGGUUAGACCCUGAUCCAUGUAAAUGGAACCAUGUUGGGUGUUCUGACAAACGGGUCAUCAGGAUCCAAAUUGGACACCAAAAUAUUCAAGGUACUCUCCCUCAAGAUAUCUCUAAGCUUACUCAACUUGAACGUUUAGAGCUUCAAGGGAACAAUAUCUCUGGUCCUUUGCCUAGUUUGAGUGGUUUGAGUUCAUUGCAAGUGCUAUUGCUUAAUGAUAAUCAGUUUAGUUCAAUUCCUCCUGAUUUUUUUACUGAUAUGACUGCACUGCAAUCUGUUGACAUUGAUAAGAAUCCUUUGUUUGGUUGGGAAAUACCUGAGAGUCUUAGAAAUGCUUCUUCACUUAGGAACUUUUCAGCAAAUUCAGCUAAUAUUACUGGGAGAAUUCCUAGCUUUUUAGGCCCUGAUGAGUUUCCUGGAUUGGUAAAUUUACAUUUGGCUAACAAUAACUUGGAGGGUGAAUUGCCCCCUAGUUUUUCUGUCUCCUUGCUUGAGUCUUUAUGGCUAAAUGGACAGAAACUUAGUGGAGGGAUUGGUGUUUUACAAAACAUGACCUCCUUGAAGGAAGUUUGGUUGCAUUCAAAUGAAUUUUCGGGGCCGUUGCCAGAUUUUUCGGGGUUAAAGGCAUUGGAGACAUUGAGUCUUAGAGAUAAUUCCUUUACAGGUCCAGUGCCUGCUUCAUUGAGGAAUCUUGAGUCGUUGAAGUUCGUUAAUUUGACGAAUAAUUUGUUUCAAGGACCAAUGCCGACGUUCAAAGGUUCUGUUGUUGUUGAUUCGGCAAUAAAUACGAACAGCUUUUGCUUGCCAAAGCCAGGUGAUUGUGAUCCUCGAGUUAAUACAUUGCUUUCAAUUGCGAAAGCAGUGGAUUAUCCAAGGAAGUUUGCGGAGAACUGGAAGGGAAAUGAUCCCUGUGCUGAUUGGUUCGGUCUCACUUGUAGUAAUGGUAAUAUUACCAUUAUUAAUUUCCAGAAAAUGGGGCUUUCAGGAACAAUUUCUCCUGAAUUUGCUUCAUUGAAGUCACUACAAAGGAUACUUCUUGCAGAUAAUAAUCUGACUGGUACAAUUCCCGAGGAGCUGACCACAUUGACAGGCCUUACAGAGUUAGAUGUGUCUAACAACCAAAUUUAUGGAAAGGUACCGCCUUUUAGGAGCAAUAUGAUUCUGAAAACUAGUGGUAACCCUAAUAUUGGAAAGGCUAAGAUUGAUGUACCUUCCCAAGGCAACCCUCCAGGUGGUUCACCAGGCUCUGGUUCUGAUGAUGGAAAUGCCCAAGAAGCUCGUAAAAAGUCCAAUCGCUGGAUUGGAAUUGUGAUGUUUUCUGUAAUUGGGGGUGUAUUUAUGCUUUUUUUGAUCGGAAUGGCAGCUUUUUGUCUGUACAAAAGCAAACAAAAGCGUUUUAGCAGAGUGCAAAGUCCCAAUGCCAUGGUGAUGCAUCCACGCCAUUCUGGUUCUGACAAUGAUAGUGUGAAAAUCACAGUUGCAGGAUCCAGUGUCAGUGUUGCUGGAGUUAGUGAAGCUCAUACUGUUUCAGCUAGUGAAGCCGGUGACGUUCAAAUGGUUGAAGCAGGGAAUAUGGUGAUUUCCAUUCAAGUACUGAAGAAUGUGACCAACAAUUUUAGUGAAGAGAACAUACUAGGUCAGGGAGGCUUUGGCACUGUCUAUAAAGGGGAGCUGCAUGAUGGGACUAAGAUUGCAGUUAAAAGAAUGGAAAAUGGAAUCAUCACGGGGAAGGGACUCGCUGAAUUUAAAUCCGAGAUUGCUGUUUUGACCAAGGUCAGGCAUAGGCAUCUUGUUGGACUACUCGGGUAUUGUCUUGAUGGGAAUGAGAAACUUCUAGUCUAUGAAUACAUGCCUCAAGGAACAUUAAGCAGGCAUCUCUUCGACUGGGCAGAGGAAGGGCUGAAACCCUUGGAGUGGACAAGAAGAUUGACCAUUGCAUUAGAUGUUGCUAGGGGUGUAGAGUACCUCCAUAGUUUAGCCCACCAGAGUUUCAUUCACAGGGACCUGAAGCCGUCAAAUAUUCUUCUAGGGGAUGAUAUGAGGGCCAAAGUUGCUGAUUUUGGCCUUGUGAGACUUGCUCCAGAAGGGAAAGGUUCUAUUGAGACAAGGAUUGCUGGGACAUUUGGAUAUCUGGCGCCGGAAUAUGCAGUAACUGGGAGAGUGACAACAAAGGUGGACGUGUUCAGUUUCGGUGUGAUUUUGAUGGAACUCAUCACAGGAAGAAAGGCGCUUGAUGAAAGCCAGCCUGAGGAGAGCAUGCAUCUAGUAACAUGGUUCCGAAGGAUGCAUUUGAAUAAGGAUACAUUCAGAAAGGCAAUUGACCCCGCGAUAGACCAGAGCGAGGAAACACUUGUCAGUGUCAGUACUGUAGCUGAGCUAGCUGGGCACUGCUCUGCAAGGGAGCCAUAUCAAAGGCCUGACAUGGGUCAUGCUGUGAAUGUUCUUUCAUCCCUUGUGGAGCUCUGGAAACCAUCCGACGAGUGCUCAGAGGACAUAUACGGCAUUGAUCUCGACAUGUCACUGCCCCAGGCGCUUAAGAAGUGGCAGGCCUAUGAAGGUACAAGCCACAUGGAUUCAUCCUCUUCUUCAUACCUUCCAAGCUUGGAUAACACUCAAACUAGCAUCCCUACUCGCCCUUACGGAUUUGCUGAGUCAUUUAGAUCUUCUGAUGGUAGAUGAGAAGUUGGCACUCUUUGAUCUAGGUUUGGUUGUUCAUUCUAUCUGUUAUCUUCCUCGUUGCAAGUCACGCAACCUUUUUUUUUCCCCUUUUAACUCUGAUGCUUUGAUCCUUUUAACUCAUUCUUAGUUUUGGAACUGUGAGGAUAGGGAUUCUUUUUAAGUUUUUGCUGUCUUUUGACUCUUGUUGUAUGAUGAAUCUCACUCUCCAUGUGAAUACAUUGUGGUUUGGUGAGGAUAGGGAUUCUUUUUAAGUUUUUGCUGUCUUUUGACUCUUGUUGUAUGAUGAAUCUCACUCUCCAUGUGAAUACAUUGUGGUUUGGUUGGAAAUGAAAGGGAUGUCAUCAAUUACCAGUA